Molecule: messenger RNA, 2256 nt
Organism: Meloidogyne enterolobii
Lineage: Eukaryota; Metazoa; Nematoda; Chromadorea; Rhabditida; Meloidogynidae
Source: the annotation of a GenBank genome assembly
AUGACCAUAGAGGACGAUUCUGUUAACCAAAAUAAGGACAUUUUACAAUCAGAACAACAACUUUAUUAUAAUCAACUUUUGGAAAAAACAGAAGAAAAUGAAAACUUGUUAAUUCAAAUUUCCGAACAAAAACAACAAAAUGAAUUGAUUUUGACGUCUCAAAAUAAAUUUUUGAGUGAUUUGGAGAAGAUAACAAUUUUUAUUUUAAAAUUAAAUAAUGAUGAUAUUGAAGAAGAAGGAAUUUUUGGAAAUGAAGAGGAAAAAGAUUUGCCAAAUAUUGAUGAUAUUUAUUCCAAUUUUUUACAAAAAACUUUGAAAAUUAAAAAUAUUUUUGAAUCAACUAGAAACGAAUUAAAUGAAGUUCAACAAUACAAUGACACACUUUUUGAUCAGAUUGAGACUUUAAAAGCUGAAAAUGAUUUGUUUAAAUGUAAAUAUGAACAACAGGAAGAGACAAAAUUGAAGAUUGAAUUUGAAUUAAAAUCUUUGUGGCAAAAAUAUACAGAAAAUUUAAAUUUACUUGACAAUAGCAAUAAAACAAUUAAAGAAUUUGAGGAAAAAGUAGUUAAUCUUUCAAAUGAAUUGACAUCAAAAAAGAAUGAAAUUUUGGAACUUGAAACAGAAAAUAAAGUUUUGGAAGAAGAAAAGGCUUCAUUAAAACAAAAUAUAAAUUCAAUUGAACAACUCGUGGGUAGUUUACGAAGAGAAAAUGCAUCAUUACAAAAUAAAAUUGUUGAAUUGAAAGAAAAAUCAGCUUCUUUAACGUUAAAAUUAAAUGAAGAAAAAAGUCGAUUAGAAAAAUUGGUUAAUUUAUUAAAUUCCAUUGUUGAUAAAUUUAAAUCAAAUGUUGUUAAUUUAACUAGUUUGGAUGAAUUUAUAAAUGAAGGAAUUGAAAAUUGUAAAAAUGAGGAAGAAAAGAAAUUUCUGGGGGAAAAAGGAGAAGGAGAAGAUUUACAAAAUAAUAAUUUUGUUGUGGAACAACUUGAAAAUGAAAUUACAAAUUUAAAAAUACAAUUGGCAACAGCUGAAGCUUUAGCUGAAGAUCUAUUAAAUCAAAAAUCUGCAUUAGAAAUAGAAAAGAAUUUAUUAAUUUCUGAACGUAACAAUUUAUUAAAUUUACAAAAUGAAUUGGUUGAAUAUCAAAAUAAAAAUGAAAAACUUUCUCAAGAAUUGAAUAAAUUAAAUAAAAAUGUGAAGGAAAAUGAUAAAAUUAGUAGAAUUUCAGUAAAUUUCGAUGAUUUACAAACACAAACAGAAUUAAUUAAAAUUUGUCAUAAAAAUGUACAAGCUGAAAAAGUUGAACAUUUAAUUGAUGCUCAAAUACAAUGUGAUGAGGAUAAUAAAAUUGAAAUGAAAACAAUUGGAGUAGAAACUGAUAAACUGGUUGAAGAAAAAAUUUUAUUUAAAGAUGUAGCUGUUGGCGAAGAUAAAAUAAUAGCUGAAGAUGACGAUGAAACUGUAAACCAAGAAAAAUUUAAUUUAAUCCAACAACAAAGCCAUCAAUUGUUGAAGGAAUGUAUUCAAGAUCGACAAGAAUUUGAAAGAGAUAUGGAUAUAAAUGUACAACAAUUGUUGGAAUUAAAAAAUUCUUUGGAAACUUCAGUAGAAAUUUUGAAAGGAGAAGUUUGGGCUUUAAAUGAAGAAAUUAAAAAGGUAAAGAAUAUUGUAAAUUUUUGGAAGGGCAAAUGUCUUAAGAAAAGGAAGGUGGUAGAGAAGGGGGCGGGACUUAUGGAGGGGAAACUACACAAGACCCAAAUUUUUUUGGCUUUUUUUUUGAAAUUAAAAAAAAUUAAGCGUUUUUCCGAACAAAAUGUACUUAAAAAUAGUCUUGAACAAGUUGGAAAUUUGGUUAAACAAUUACGUUCAGAAAAUGAUAAAUUAAAUUUUGAAGUGGAGGAAAGAAAUGGCGAACUGAUUGAAUUAAAAAUUAAAUUGGAAUAUUAUGAGGAGAAUGAGAAAGUAAUGGAGAAGGAAAAUAUGGUUUGUAAAAGAUUUUUUUCUAACUUAAUUUAAUAUCAAAACGUUCGGAUACCAAAUCUUCAAAGCUGUCGAAAUGCCAAACUACAGAAAAAUAACAAACACAUAUGGAUAUAUUCCCAAUUAGAGGGAGUGUUGUUGUUAACAGUUCGGAUUUACUAUUUGAUAUUUGGCGCCCUAACUACAGUUUGUUGUUUCGGCAGCUUUUUGGAGCCAGGAAUUUCGGCGUUUUGGUAUUACAGGAAUAUACCGGUUUAGUUUUUAAGUCCAAUAGUAGUU